AUGAAACAGUAUCUUAAAAAUAUUUUCUCGGAUGACAAUAUAAUUGCCGAAACGUUUAAAUACAUUGAAGUUCGACCUCCGUGGGGAAGUGAUUUACCAUUAUCUGUUCUUACCUAUUUAUUAACCGAAGGAUCAAAUGGAUUGGGAUCUGAACUUUGCACAAAAGGGAAUGACAUGGAAUUGUUCCAUUUUUUGACAGGAGGACCUCACACAAUAGAUCAGGCAUUCAAUAUCUUACAUAAGAAUAUGCCUUUAAUUAAACAUUUGAUCGUCGACAUGAAGUUUACCCCAUUUCCACCACGACCAAAAGCUAAGCAAAUAGAUGGAUUUACCAAUAUUACUCAAAUAAAUCCAUCUGAAAGAUAUCCACCAAAGGAUGGAUAUGAGAACAACAGGCAACUUAAUGUCAUCGCUCGCGCGAUUUUAAUUUCAAAAGACCUAGUAAACCUUUGGAAGAAAAUAGGUUAUUGUGAAAUUUGCGAUGAUGUGAACGAUUUAGUAAUGCAAGGGCAACUUCUCAUUCUCUUCCCUCCAAAUCCAUCCGCAAAAUGGGUUCAACCGAAUACUCUCAUUGUAAGUGAGCGACUCAAGGAAUUAGUGGAUCUUGGUUUUGAUUUAAGUUAUUCAGUUAUUGUGGACAUUUUUCUACUUUUUGAGAAACGUCUCAAAAAUAUUGGAGAAAUUUUAACGGAAUCAUUUAUAAAUAUUAAAGAAGAACAUCAAACUACGUUUUUGGAGAAAACUUCAAUAGAAUUGUUAAAAAAUUCACGAAAUUUAAAAGAUUUAGAUAUAUUGGAUUUCUUAUUUAAGUGCCUGCAUAAUCCUGAGACUGUGUUUAACAAUAUAUUAGAUUAUUUCAUUGAUAAUACUAAUGAAUCCUCUAAUAACAUAAGUUUAUCAGUAAAAUCAUUAACCUUUUCACCAAAGUUUUAUUAUUGGAUUCUAAUUAAAUUUGGAACAGAUUCAAAUCUAACGAUAAAAUGUUUCGAGGAAAUUCUUGAUACAUUUGUUAAUUUAGAUAUACAGUUACAGCAAAAUUCUGAUAAUGAAAUUUAUCAAAUUUUAUUUAAGUCGACAUGUGAUAUAUUGUUUGCUUAUUGUAAUGUUAAAAAUUUUUUCAAACCUUUACAUUUAGAUAAAUUAUUCAAAUGUACAAAUAAUGAUAUUUUAUGUAUAGUAUUUGAACAUUAUUUACCCCUUUUAUUUGGUAUAGAGAUAACACAAAUGUUAUUACCAUUACCAACUACAGAAGAAUUUUAUUUACACUACACACCUAAUUCAAACACUAAGCGAGAAUGCACUAAACAGGAAUUGGAAGAUUGGUUUUCAAAACUUGAAAACAUAUUUUACACUUUAUAUUAUGAAAAAAAUAAUGCAACGGAAGAAUUUAAAAAAUCUUUAUUUAUUUUUUGUGAAACCAAAUUACCAGAAUCAAAUUUUGUAUCAGAAAUAAGAAAAAAACGUAAGAUAAAUUAUGAAUAA
Messenger RNA from Cetraspora pellucida, 1482 nucleotides. The record is from the annotation of a GenBank genome assembly. Lineage: Eukaryota; Fungi; Glomeromycota; Glomeromycetes; Diversisporales; Gigasporaceae.